AUGGAUGGAGAAACUAUGUGCCAGGAGACAUCUGAGUCUACAGAGACGACGAAUCACACUGACACCAACAACAACAACAACCAGACAGAUGAGCCAGGGCUACUGGAGAGUAAAAACCAGGGGAAAGACACUCCAGCAGGGGAGACAGUAGAAGGUCAGGGGGUAAUGGUGGAGGAAGGGGAGAAUGAGGAGAAGGGAGAGGCGCAGGGGGAGGAGGAUACCAUUGCACAACAGGGAGGAGAGAAAGCCAACGCCGGAGAUAUAGACAAGUCCCAGAUUGUAUCAAAGCCUGUUGGAGGUGAUGCUGAAGAGGACAGACAAGAUAACGAUAAGCCAUCUACAGACGUGAAGGAUCCUGAAUCGACAAACGAUGAAAAACAAGAGGAAGGAGAGGGGGAAGAGGAUAAGAAAGGAGGGCCGGUGGAGGAGACGGUGAAUGGGGAAGAGAAGAAAAAACAAGUCAAAGAAGUGGAAGCUAAAGAUAAAGGAGAGGGGGAAGAGGAUAAGAAAGGAGGGCCGGUGGAGGAGGUUAAAAACAGUGAGGCUGAGAAAGGUGGAGAGGAGAUGAAGGACAAAGGCAAAGAGAAAGAGAAGACUGAGGAAACAGCAAAGAAAGAAGAGAAAGAUGUGAAUGGAAAGACAGUGAAGGGGGCAGAGAAGAAAAAACAAGUCAAAGAAGUGGAAGCUAAAGAUAAAGGAAAGAUUAAGGAGGUAGAAAAGCAAGGGAAGACAAAAAGAAAGAGCGGACCCCCCUCGCUUAAUGCUCUGUCUCGACCCAGACCCUCCGCCCGCUCUAUUAGAGCAUCCGCUAAGAACGACAUUAUUGCCAAGUUCCAACAAGGUGCACCAGAGACAUCAGUACCACGUAACUUCAAAAUCCAGAAGUCAUCUACAGCUUUGGCCACAGGUGCUUCAAUCAAACAGAAGAUACUUCAGUGGUGUCGAAACAAGACUCGCAACUACGAGGGCAUCAACAUAGAAAACUUCUCAUCGUCCUGGUGUAACGGGCUGGCAUUCUGUGCUCUGAUCCAUCGUUUCUUUCCUGAUGCUUUUGACUACAGCUCCCUGAAUCCAAAAGAGAGGGAGAAAAACUUCACUCUGGCCUUCGAAACUGCAGAGUCCCUGGCUGACUGCUGCCCUCUGCUGGAAGUGUCUGACAUGCUCAUGAUGGGUAACAACCCAGACCCCAUGUGUGUCUUCACCUAUGUCCAGUCUCUCUGCCACAGCCUCUCCAAAAUAGAGAAAGAAAGGAAGGACAAAGAAAAGGAGGAGAAAGGAGAGGAGAAAGGAGGAGAUGCAGCUGCUGAGCUUUCGACGGAGAAGGACGAGGGAGAUCCUGCUGAGAAUGGGGAACUGGACAGCAGAGAUGAGAAGGAGGGAGAGGACGCUGAGACAGAGGGAACUGGCAAGGAGGAAGAUGCUGAGACAGAGGGAACUGGCAAGGAGGAAGAUGCACCAAAGAGCUGUGAGGUGGAGGAAGAUGGAGGAGUGUUAGUUGGAGCAGAAUCUUAGAAAAGUGUUGACAGCAAACAAAAAGACUGAAAAGACCAAAAUAUUAUCGAUGAGGUACGACAUUGAGUAAGUCUUAUUU
Messenger RNA from Scomber japonicus (chub mackerel), 1591 nucleotides. It is a transcript of the gene smtnl1, whose product is annotated as smoothelin-like 1. The record is from RefSeq and is a predicted model, not a curated record. Gene Ontology annotation, molecular function: protein binding. NCBI's taxonomy places the organism in Eukaryota, Metazoa, Chordata, Actinopteri, Scombriformes, Scombridae. Gene Ontology annotation, biological process: actin cytoskeleton organization. Gene Ontology annotation, cellular component: microtubule organizing center; filamentous actin. Bases 1 to 1512 code for a protein of 503 amino acids. The transcript is spliced from 6 exons.